Vombatus ursinus (common wombat) is the source of this 9217-nucleotide messenger RNA. It is a transcript of the gene AMOTL1, whose product is annotated as angiomotin like 1. The record is from RefSeq and is a predicted model, not a curated record. Bases 191 to 3163 code for a protein of 990 amino acids. Gene Ontology annotation, cellular component: bicellular tight junction; plasma membrane; cytoplasmic vesicle. Gene Ontology annotation, biological process: establishment of cell polarity involved in ameboidal cell migration; actin cytoskeleton organization; hippo signaling. Lineage: Eukaryota; Metazoa; Chordata; Mammalia; Diprotodontia; Vombatidae. The transcript has 15 exons.
AGCCAGGGAGCACUUUUUGCUCUUUUUAAACUCUGUGGCACUGAGAAUGAAGUCACUUCUCUUCUCUUAAAACCAACAGCUUUGCCCUAAGGUUUCCUGUUAUUAUUAUUUUCAGCCAGCUGCUGCUUGUGGAUGGUCUUUUGAGGAGACUAGUCUGGCAAGCUGCUCAUAACAGACUUCCAUUGCCAGGAUGGACCUCGGUGACAAAUGGACUUUGGAGGAAGGUCAUAGGUUGGCUCAUCCUGGAAUGCACCAUUUUGCAAGUUCAAGGGCAGACAAUGAGUUUGCGGAAUCCACAGCAGCGCAGUUCAUCCCAGAUGAGUUGGGUCCCCUGCCUGUGUGUUGCAGUCCAAGUAGCCCGGCCCAGCUACUAGAAGACACUAGUUAUCUUUUCCCAGACCUUCAGUUCUUCUCUGGGAGGCAUGAAGCUUCUCCGUUGACAGUAGAGGCAGGCAGUAGCACUAGAGAAAAAGCUGUUGAGGACGCCUUUUGUAACUUCUACUCCCCAACUUUCCUGAGGAUCUCAGAGGUGGAGAUGAGAGGUUCAGAGGAUGGGGCAGCUGGCACAGUGUUACAGCGGUUGAUCCAGGAACAGCUCAGGUAUGGCACCCCAACUGAGAACAUGAAUCUGCUGGCCAUUCAGCACCAGGCCACCGGGAGCGCGGGACCGUCCAACAGUACGACAAGCACCCUUUCUUCCACGGAAAACCUCGCUCAAGAAGACCCACAAAUGGUCCACCAGUCAGCACGGCAGGAACCUCAGGGCCAAGAACAUCAGGUGGACAAUACGGUGAUGGAGAAACAGGUCCGGUCCACUCAGCCUCAGCAGAACAAUGAGGAGCUGCCGACUUAUGAGGAGGCCAAGGCCCAGUCACAGUUCUUCAGGGGGCAGCAGCAGCAACAGCAGCAGGGGGCUGUCGCUCAUGGCUACUAUGUGCCCACUACAACUAGUCAGAAGUCCCGGACUGAAGGGAGGCCCACAGUGAAUCGGGCCAAUAGUGGCCAGGCUCAUAAGGAUGAUGCCCUCAAGGAACUCAAGCAGGGCCAUGUCCGAUCUCUCAGUGAGAGAAUCAUGCAGCUGUCACUGGAGAGGAACGGGGCUAAGCAACAUCUCCCUAGCUCAGGGAAUGGUAAAGGGUUUAAGGCCGGCGGGGGACCUCCCCCAGCCCAGCCUGCAGGCAAAGUGAUGGACCCACGAGGCCCUCCACCUGAAUAUCCCUUCAAGGCUAAGCCGAUGAUGUCCCCAAUCAGCAAGACCCAGGAACAUGGGCUCUUUUACAAUGACCAACACCCUGGGAUGAUCCAUGAGAUGGUCAAACCCUACCCGCCUCCUCAGCCAGCAAGAACAGAAGUUGCUGUCGUGAGGUAUCAGCCACCCCCAGAGUAUGGGGUAACAAGCCGGCCAUGCCAACUCCCCUACCCGUCGAUGCAGCAGCACAGCCCCAUGUCCUCCCAGGCCUCCUCCAUCAGUGGUCCGCUGCAUUCGGUCAUGCCUCCUCCCCUGCCAUUGGCCAUGUUGCCCCAGCAGCCUCCGCCUGCCACUCCCCCAGGCCAGCAGCUUGGCCCUGAAGCUUUUGCCAUUGUGGAGCGGGCACAGCAGAUGGUGGCAAUCCUAUCUGAGGAGAACCGGGUGCUCCGCCAGGAAAUUGAAGGAUAUUAUGACAAGGCUGACAAGCUUCAGAAGUUUGAAAUAGAAAUUCAGAGGAUUUCAGAAGCCUAUGAGAGUCUAGUCAAGUCUACCACCAAGCGAGAGUCUCUGGACAAAGCCAUGAGGAACAAACUAGAAGGAGAGAUCAGGAGACUUCAUGAUUUCAAUAGAGACCUACGAGACCGCCUGGAGACUGCCAACAGGCAACUAGCCAGCAGGGAAUAUGAUGGGCAUGAAGAUAAAGCAACAGAAGGUCAUUAUGCUUCCCAGAACAAAGAGUACUUGAAGGAAAAGGAGAAGCUGGAGAUGGAGUUAGCAGCAGCGCGUACUGCUAGUGAGGAUCAGCGAAGGCAUAUUGAGAUCCUGGACCAGGCUCUGAACAACGCGCAAGGCAAGGUCAUCAAACUGGAAGAAGAGUUACGGAAGAAACAAGCUUAUGUGGAGAAGGUAGAGAAGUUGCAGCAGGCCCUGACCCAACUGCAGGCCGCAUGUGAGAAGAGAGAGCAGAUGGAACGAAGGCUGAGGACCCGGCUGGAGAGAGAACUGGAGGCCCUGAGGAUGCAGCAGAGACAUGGAAAUGGCCAGUCAGGCAACAUGGCAGAUCACAAUGCCCCAGCACUUAUGGAGCUUGUGAGGGAGAAGGAAGAGAGGAUUUUGGCCCUGGAAGCUGACAUGACCAAGUGGGAACAGAAGUACCUGGAGGAGAGUACCAUCCGACAUUUUGCCAUGAAUGCUGCUGCUACUGCAGCAGCUGAGAGGGAUGCCACAAUCAUCAACCACUCGAGGAAUGGCAGCUACAGCGAGAGUUCCCUAGAGGUCCGCAUCUGGCAGGAGGAGGAGGAAGUUGUGCAAGCCAAUAGGAGGUGCCAGGACAUGGAAUACACCAUAAAAAAUCUUCAUGCCAAAAUCAUAGAGAAAGAUGCCAUGAUUAAGGUCCUUCAGCAGCGAUCUAGAAAAGACGCAGGAAAGACAGAUGCCUCCAGCUUACGUCCUGCCCGCUCUGUCCCGUCUAUUGCUGCAGCCACUGGCACACACUCACGCCAAACAUCUCUUACCAGCAACCAGUUAGCUGAGGAGAAGAAGGAGGAGAGGACCUGGAAAGGGAGCAUCGGAUUGCUAUUAGGGAAAGAGCACCAUGACCACGCUUCUACUCCCUUGCUGCCAACACCUCCUCCCCUGCCACCGCCAGCGGCUUCAUCUCUGUCUCCAGCAGCUUCCAUGGUUCUGGUAGGCAGCUCCCAUGCCAAAACGGGCAGCAAAGACAGCAGCACUCAGACUGACAAGAGCUCUGAACUCUUCUGGUCCAGCAUGGCUACUUUUCCUAGCCGUGGCAAGCUGAGCACUACCCCUUCAAACAGCCCCAUCUUGAAACACACUGGGGCCAAGGGAACUGGAGAAAAGUUGGAGACCUCGCCCAGCCAGGGGAAGCCAGGUCCUGAGAACAAAGGCCGAGUCAGCAGUUUGCUUCAUAAACCGGAGUUUCCAGAUGGAGAGAUGAUGGAAGUUCUCAUCUAGGAGCUGCCCUCUCCCCCAGGGAACUUCCCAUGGAAUGAUGCCCAAGAAAAGUGUUUUAGGGCAGAGAAAGAGGGAUGGGAAAGAGAGGGAGGGAAGGAGGGAGGGAGACUGAGAAGGUUGGUGGGUGGGAUUUCAAGAACAAUUCAAAAGGAUAGGGAUUUCAGACUCUCAAAACACAUUUAUUUUUAAAGGUAGAUGGAAACAGGAGACCUGCAUGACUGAAGAUGAAUGAAAGUACUCUGGAUUAUUGCAAAGAGAGGGAAAGGCAAAGAUAAGUGUGGAUUUGGAAAGAAAUUUAACAGAAAAGAGAAAGUAGCCAUUUUUAUUGUAUGGAAAAGAUAUCUCUUGGCGAGGAUCUGUUCAGAACCAUUCUCUGAUUAAGAUUGGCUAAGCUCCCAAAUUGCUUUUCCUUUGAAAGUCCAAUGUUCCUUUUUGCAUGUCUUUUACAAGCGAAAAAAAUGUUUAUCCAUCACUAGAACCCAUUCUGAUUAUAUGUAACAUCCCUGAACCAUCAUCAGGGCUUCCCGUGAAGGGUUAUGAGCAUGUCGGUGUGGGUAUGAGUAAGUACAAUUCGAUGUCCACGGGGAGGUGGGGUAAUUAGACAGGGAUGGCAGCCCCUAAAUAAUCCCUGGCCUGAUCCAGACUUCCAGGAGAUUUAGACAAGCUCUUCUUUCCCUCCCAUCUUAUAUUCAGCAGUGUCUUCCAAGAAGGUCACCCUCCUUGGGUUUCUGGUGCUGUCUCUACCUUAAGUUCAUCCUUGCUUCUUCUUAGAACUAGGAUUUCAAAGAGCAUCAUGUUAAGUGUUCUCAUUAUUCCUUCAGUGCUUAGUAAUGAACUAGUAGCUUUCUGGAGCCAUAUUCUAGUUGUCUUGCUUCUCUCUCCACCCCAUCUCCUGACCCCUAGCUCAUGUACAUGAUAACUCAUUCUGAUUGUGAAACUCUUGUUAAAUUUUGAUGAAGUAGGGUAUACUAUUGAUGAUAUGACUUUUUUCAUUAAGAGAAUGGCACUGCCUCUCUUCUGGCUCACAUGACCUCUUCCAGAAAGAAUUUAAAUGUUCUUACCCAACCCAUUAUUUAAAUUUCUCUAGUUAAGAGGAUAAGAAAAGGGGGUUUUUCACAACAGGGCUUUAAUUGCACAUAGUUGGCCCAGCUCCUUCUAUACCUCAGCAGUCACCUUGUUCAAGAUUUCUUGUACUUGUGGGCCCAGGAGCAUCUUCUCAUACAUAUACACUGCUUCCUCACCCUCAUGAUUAUUAAUGAGCAGCAAAUUAUUUGGUAGAAUAUAGCCUUUAGCUUCCCUCUGCCAAGAAUGUGUUUAGUAACACACCAGCACAUAUAGUAGGGACAUUUUAAUAUUUAUUCUUCUGAUCAGCUUUUCCUAGACAAGGCAGGGAGAACAUUGAAUGUAAAAAUAGAUGAUGUAUUAGGUAGCUAUUAUUCCUCUUGCACUCUGGAGUGGAAAGGGUCAAAGUGACGUUGCAUGUUUCUUCACUUUCAAUUUGGUUUCCUUUGAAAAGGUUAGAAAGUUCCAUGUCAUGAGGGGGUGAACCUUGAUUUUAGAGCUACCUCUCCAAAAUGGCUCCAAAUCAGUCAAUGAACAAGUUAUUUAUUAAGCAUCAAGGAAGCAUUUAUUUACAUUCUAAUCAUCCAUGACCACUCACUUGACCAUGAAAAAGUCAAUUUGCCUUCUUGGGCCUCAGUUUCCUUUUCUAUAAAAUGAUUGGGUUGAACUAAGGUUCUUCUCUGCUCUCAAAUUUUAUUAUUCUGUCUCAUUCAUUCUACUUUUUUUCUCCUUUGGUCACCUAGAAAAAAAAUGUGAAAUCUUGUGUGUGGUCUCACCUAAUUGACUGCUGGAGAUAAAAUACGUUUGGAAUUCCUCCCACUUGUCUGGUCAGUUCUUUUGAGGCAAGUCUUCGGAAUUUAGCUGAUGUAUGGAUCUUGUUUUCCCCAGAACAUGAGCUCACAACCUGACCAGAUGAAAGUAAUGAAGUUUUCAUCUGAGCAGGAAGGGGAAAACCACUAGCUUUUGACUCAGAAUAGACUUUUUGUUCAUAUUUAUUUGUUGAAACCUGCUCUCUGUUCAUGUGACAAAGACCAUAGAAAGCAGGCUGAAGAUUAAGAGAUACCAGUUUCCAUUAGUGGGCUGUCCUCAUCUCUUUCAUUGUGAAAUACCACAGCUUUAGGAACCACAGCUUUAGGAUGGGGUGGAGUAUAGGUCAGAGGUAAGUUAGGUGCAAAGUGAAUUGAAUGUCCCCAUCCUCAUCUCUGCUCCAUUUUACUAGCACCGGUGACAGGGUUAAGCUGAUGAUACCUACCUCUGAAGGUAUUGCUCUCUAGCACUAAUCAGUAUUAAAUGGGCACAUCCUCCCCCCAGAGGCAAGGGAUUAAUCCAUAUGUUAUCACACAUGGAUACAGAAAAUUGGGGUGAAAGUCCAGAACUGAGGCCCUUGAAUUCUAUCACUAGCUGCCAUAGGUGAGAAAUUUCCAUUGAUAUCAGUAAUAAAGAGGGUGUAUUAGCACUCCCUAACAAACAGUGUUAACAAAAGAAAGUGCUCUCUGAAAUUUCUCCUGUGUUGACUAGGACAGCGGAUUUUCUAUCAACAUGUUCAGCAGAUUUAGGCCUUUAUUGUAGAACACCACUGGGAAUGAUAUUGGGGUGGAGAAUCAAUGACAUGCCAAGAGAUCAAUGAAUUCUUUAUAUACAUGCUGAAAUAGUGCUAUUAAAAUUAUUUCAUUGACAACAUUGAAUGAAUUAACCAUGAUGAAAUCAUGGCAAAUUAGUUUGCAUCUCUGAGCCUCAGUUACUUCAUCUGUAAAAUUAGGAGAUUCGACUAGAUGAUACCUUCCAACUCAUCAAAAAAAACUAUCGUGUAGUCAGUAUGUGCAAAGGGCAUUCUCAGGGGCUAUACCAAAUAUUGUACAUUGGUAGAAAGUCCUCUGACACUAGAUUUUUUUAGCUGUGUCUAAAAGCAGAAGAGGUCCCUGCCCAACACCCCCAUCCCCACAAAUGGAGAAGAGGCCAUCAUUCUUAACUUGUCAAGAAUCUCUUCUUUUCAUUUCCCCUUAAUUCUUGCCCUCUUAAACUUCCCAGGUGUCACUUAAUCCAGACAGUGGAAAGUGCCAAGAUUAGCCUGUCCUGAAUGUGCUUCCAGGGUAGGACAUCUUUCCCUUCCUUUGUUUGAGGAGCAUUGACUUCUCUGCAGUGAAAUGAAAGCCAAUGAGCCUUUUUCCCCUUAAAAAUAAAUCUGUGAGGGUCAGAAGUAAGCAAUUGCCCUUUGGAGUCUAUCAGUGUCCUUGAACUCCAUCAGGAAAGUUUGGUUUGAACCAGGAGACUGGUUGCUCAGAGUGAAUUCUGGUCUUAACACAAAGAAGGUCUUGUGGACAGUCAUGAAGGAGAGCCUCCCUCCUGAAUCACAGGUGCUAGGGAAUAAAACCACCCUUGAGUGGUUCCCAGGUAAGCUGCAGUGCCUCCAUGCAUUCCUUGUUUCCAAUCUCACCCCCGUUUAUCAUGAAGAUUAUGAGUACAUAUACCUAUGGUGGCCAAAACACAAACCCUUAUGCUGAAUUCUAAUUGGAUUCUGGUUGCCAUGGAGAUAACAGAGGGAGAUGAGUGAGACAGGCUGAUUGUCUUUUGGGUCCCCAAUGUAAUCGCCCACCAGGAACCCAAAGAUCCCUAUUAUAGCCCAGUGAUGUGUGUAAGGAGAGAAAGAUGAAGGGGCAGCUAAUGGAACCAUGACUCAGAAGAUCAGAGAUGCCAGCUUUACAUGGCAGAGAACUGUGCCAAGCCAAGAGAUAUGUUUUCUAGUGCCACCGUUUUGUUAAUUCUAUGCAUUUAUUUUUUGUCUGUACCUGAAAAACAAUUUUUGCAUCACUCUUCUCUUUAUGGUUUUGAACUUCUUAUCAAAGGAGUGGUGUGUCUGUAGCGAGAGAAAUGCCAUGGACGUUCUUUCAUGUUUCCAGGUAGACAGUGUGAUAUACAUCUUCCUUCUUGUCAGUCCACCUCCUGUCUCCAAACCUGAGGUGACUCAGUAUGUGUUUUGUAAACUUUUGUGUUUUUUUUUCUUCAAGAAGAAAUCUAAAUGUUUCUAAGUGUGUGUGCUCAGUAAGUGGACUGUUUAAAAUAUUUGUAUCUGCAAAAGCGUGGACUUCUUGGGAAAUGGAUUAUUUAGUAAGUUACCAAGAAAUGGUCAGCAGGGAGAUGACAAUGGUGAGCAUUUUAGUAAGUGACUUUCUUCAAAGAAGUGGCAAAAAUGCUCCUUUUAAAAGCUUCUUUCUUUUUAUAAUAGUUGUACCCUUCUCUCUUCUAAAUAUUUAAUGGUGUACAUAUACAUGUAUAUAUGUAAGUGCAUAUAUACAAGGGGUGACUAUCAAGUGAUGUGACUAAAAAAGUUUUAUUUUUAGCAAAUACACCAGACCUUAUACAUCCAAAUGAGUGAUGUACAUUUAAAGUUUUCUGCUUGGGGCACCAUACAUUUAUUCUACAAUGAUGCCGUUGCUCAAAGCAUGUAUGAGUCACACCUUGCCCGGGAUGUGCUUUUGAAUAUCCUCAGUCAGUGCAGGCAAAAUCUUCCCCUUCAAAAGAGAAAUUCAUUUGAUUUUGGGUGCCAAAUCUCUUGGGAAAAAUGGGUCAUCAAAUUGGGUAAAACCAAUUUUUUGGUGAAAAUCAAAGUUAUAACUCUCAAAGCUGAUUUCCUUUUCCCAGAAUCACAGAAUCCCUGAGUUGGAAGAUCUCAGAGGUCACCCAGUCCUACCUUUACUUAAACAGAAAUACUCUCUGUAACAACCCAGUGAAGGUCAAGCCAACUCCCACAUAAACGCCUCCAACGAUGGUGGCCUUUGUCACUGCCCAGGGCAGCCACUCUCAUUUUUGGAUAGUUCUAUGUGCCUCGGGUAGCUCCUAGGAUAAAUUAUUAUCUGGUUCAGUGUGGUGAAUCCCCACGCCAGGAGUUGUACAUGAUGAUGAAAUCCUUUUCAUAUUUAUAUAACUACUAAAAAAAUUUUUUUCUUACCUCUCCCUUGGGUAACUCUUACCCAUUGUUCCAAGAGAGCCAAGUAAAUUGUGGCCUGGAACUUAGUUCUGACAGCAGUGCCCAAAGAGGAGUUCCAAAAAAUGUUUUAAUUAAUAGUACCAAGCAAUACAGAAGGACAACACUCAUUUGGAUGUAUAUGUUCCAGUGUAUUUGUUUGUUUGCUUUUUAAUAAAAGGUUCCAUCACUCUCAUGAUGUCAUGCACGUGUUUAUAUGUAUAUGCACACUCUGCGAGUAUAUGUGUAUAUUCAUUAGUACAUACAUUCAGUAGUUAUUGAGCAAAACUGUGUUCUACGAAAUGCAUGUUGUUUUAUAAUACCAUUGCAGUAUGCUUUUGCUGUGGGAUUUUGCUACUUCGUAGAAUUAAAAAUACAGUUACAUAUAAAUAAAUAUAUUUGCAGCAUUUUCUUCUAGUAUCAGUGCAGAAAGUUUUGCUCUCCAGCAGUGUUUACAAACGAUUUUGUCCCAAAAUUUGUCCGUCUUGUAAACAACUAUUUAUUACAGAAUGGAAUGUAGGCAAAUGUAAACCCCAUUUACUAUUUGCGGAUUUGGAGAAAUACUCUUGGAGGUUCUCAGCAUUUUCAAUUGAAUUGAGGUAUUUUUCCCUUUUGGAAAGAGCAGUGGUUCAUUCCCCAUAGUUGGAUGAGAGGGCAGAGUCUAGAGAAAGUGUCAUGGGUUGGAUGCUUCUCCCCAGCUCCAGCGAUGGUUACGCACAGCACCUGCUAUUGUUAUUCCUGCCUGCUCCAUGUGUAUGUGUCUUGGUGCUUUGUGAACUUGUGCUGUAUUCAUUCCAGGUGACAUCGGUAACUGGUUGUAAAAUUUUGGCAUGUGAUUAUUGCUGGUCUGUAUAGAAUGGGGUGUAUAGCACUGUACAGCCAGAUGGGGAUGUGUACAUAGGGGGAAGUCCAAGCAUGUGAUGUGUCCCCUGCAGCAAAUAUUGAUAUUGUUGGUCAGCCAAAGAUUUUCCUAUUCUUUGCUGCUUAAACUUGUGCCUUAAUAUUGUAUAUAAUAAAUGGAUUAAAUGGUC